ACACCCAUUGAUCCGAGACAGUUCCAAGUUUUGAUUUUGUGGUGUGCAGACGGUCUAAUCUGAAAAUCUAUUCAAAAUGUGUGACGACGAUGUUGCUGCUUUAGUUGUUGACAAUGGCUCAGGUAUGUGCAAGGCCGGUUUUGCCGGAGAUGAUGCACCACGUGCCGUCUUUCCAUCAAUUGUUGGACGCCCACGUCAUCAAGGUGUCAUGGUUGGUAUGGGACAAAAAGACUCAUAUGUUGGAGAUGAAGCCCAAAGCAAGAGAGGUAUCCUCACUUUGAAGUACCCAAUUGAACACGGUAUCAUCACAAACUGGGAUGAUAUGGAAAAGAUCUGGCAUCACACUUUCUACAAUGAACUCCGUGUUGCCCCAGAAGAACAUCCAGUUCUCCUCACAGAAGCUCCAUUGAACCCAAAAGCUAACCGCGAGAAGAUGACACAAAUCAUGUUUGAAACAUUCAACUCACCAGCCAUGUAUGUUGCCAUCCAAGCUGUUCUCUCAUUGUACGCUUCAGGUCGUACCACCGGUAUUGUCUUGGACUCCGGUGAUGGUGUUUCACACACUGUUCCAAUCUAUGAAGGUUAUGCUCUCCCACACGCCAUCCUCCGUCUUGACUUGGCUGGUCGUGACUUGACUGAUUACUUGAUGAAGAUCUUGACUGAACGUGGUUACUCAUUCACAACCACAGCUGAACGUGAAAUUGUUCGUGAUAUCAAGGAAAAAUUGUGCUAUGUUGCAUUGGACUUCGAACAAGAAAUGGCUACCGCUGCUGCCUCAACAUCACUCGAAAAGUCAUAUGAAUUACCUGAUGGACAAGUCAUCACCAUCGGUAAUGAACGUUUCCGUUGCCCAGAAGCUCUCUUCCAACCAUCAUUCUUGGGAAUGGAAUCAUGCGGUAUUCACGAAACAGUUUACAACUCAAUCAUGAAGUGCGAUGUUGAUAUCCGUAAGGACUUGUAUGCCAACACAGUCAUGUCAGGAGGUACCACAAUGUACCCAGGUAUUGCUGAUCGUAUGCAAAAGGAAAUCACUGCCUUGGCUCCAUCAACCAUCAAGAUCAAGAUCAUUGCCCCACCAGAACGUAAAUACUCUGUCUGGAUCGGAGGUUCAAUCUUGGCUUCACUCUCAACCUUCCAACAGAUGUGGAUCUCAAAGGAAGAAUACGACGAAUCAGGCCCAGGCAUUGUCCACAGAAAAUGCUUCUAAACUGUUUAACAACAACCAAGUUUUCUCUCUCGCAAAAUUCAACUUUUUAUUAUUAUGUAAUUAUUAUUAUUGCUAUUACAAUUAUCCAUCUUUCAUAUCUUCACUUAUCAUAAUGUAAUAAUAAAUGAAAAGAUAAAAUCAAUUCAAAAAGUUGUAUGGUAAAUAUCAGCAUAUAUAUGUACAAAAGCCCUAGAAAAAUUCAACAUCAAUAGCUCUUUAAUUGAUAAAUUAUUAAUUUUAUUUUGCCUCUUAAAAAAAACUUUCUACUCAUUGUUAUGAAUGAACUUAGAAACGACCAAAAAUGUGCAAAAUUAAGAUCUACUGAUCAUACCCUUUCAUCUGUUUUCACAACUUAACAUCAUAUAAGAGAAAGAAAAAGCCAAGAACAAAUUCGUGUGCGAAAAUUGAAUAGUUCUAUAUUUUUAUAAAUAAUUUUGCGUGAAUAUUCUUUUGACAAAAAAGUAUCAACAUCUGCAAACAAUAAUAAUUAAAUGAACAACACACUACCAACUAAGAAACCAAAAUGUAUGAAAAAUUACAACAACAACGAAGGACAAAUUUUAUAAGAUUAAGUGCAAUUUUGUCUUAUUUUGUUAUGUAUAAAUUAAUUUAUAUAAAAAAGUAAAUAAAUAUUCUUCUUUAAUAAAUGGCGCAAGAGAUUUCUUUCAAUACCAUAUUUUU
Chironomus riparius is the source of this 1888-nucleotide messenger RNA. The record is from the annotation of a GenBank genome assembly. Lineage: Eukaryota; Metazoa; Arthropoda; Insecta; Diptera; Chironomidae.